This is a messenger RNA of Labrus mixtus (cuckoo wrasse), 6087 nucleotides long. Its product is annotated as sodium bicarbonate cotransporter 3-like. The coding region runs from base 175 to 3936 and encodes 1253 amino acids. Gene Ontology annotation, biological process: bicarbonate transport; regulation of intracellular pH; monoatomic anion transport. The transcript is spliced from 26 exons. The record is from RefSeq and is a predicted model, not a curated record. NCBI's taxonomy places the organism in Eukaryota, Metazoa, Chordata, Actinopteri, Labriformes, Labridae. Gene Ontology annotation, molecular function: solute:inorganic anion antiporter activity; monoatomic anion transmembrane transporter activity; sodium:bicarbonate symporter activity. Gene Ontology annotation, cellular component: apical plasma membrane; basolateral plasma membrane; plasma membrane.
CUCUCUCUCUUCUUUUCUCUGUAUAAAGAGAUGUGCAGAGGAAGAGGGAACAGACAAGUGCGACAGUGUCUCUGUUAGCACUUAGCUCUCACACACCUUCUACAGUAGAGUAAAGCGACAGAACGAAGGAACUGGCUAACGUCCCGGCUUCUUUGCUUUGAUGUUUUAGUCUAAAUGGAGGAACAGAGCGAAGGGGGGCAUGUGCUCACGGGUCUAGAUGAGGAGGCACUAGUUGACCAUGGAAAAUCCAGCUUCAGCACGCACACAAACUACGAAAAAGAAGAUUUGGAAAGCCACAGAGCAGUGUAUGUAGGGGUCCAUGUUCCUCUUGGAAGGGAGAGCAAACGGAGGCAUCGCCAUCGAGGACACAAACACCACCGAAAGAAAAAAGAAAGAGACAGCGAGGAAGGGAAGGAGGAUGGAAGAGAAUCCCCCUCUUAUGACACACCAUCCCAGAGGGUCCAGUUCAUCUUGGGUACAGAAGACGAUGACCUGGAGCACGUCCCCCAUGACCUUUUUACUGAGCUGGAUGAGCUCUCCUUUAGAGAUGGCAGUGCCACUGAAUGGAAGGAGACUGCCAGGUGGUUGAAGUUUGAAGAGGAUGUAGAAGAUGGUGGGGAGAGGUGGAGUAAACCCUACGUGGCUACUUUGUCACUACACAGCUUAUUUGAACUGCGGAGCUGCAUACUCAAUGGCACAGUCAUGCUGGAUAUGAGGGCCAACAGUAUUGAAGAAAUUGCAGACAUGGUGAUAGACAGCAUGGUGGCAACAGGCCAGCUGAAGGAGGAUUUGCGUAACAUGGUGCGGGAAGCUAUGCUGAAGAAACAUCACCACCAGAAUGAGAGAAAGCUCAGCAAUCGCAUCCCUCUGGUGCGCUCCAUUGCUGACAUAGGCAAGAAACAUUCUGAUCCACUCUUGCUUGAACGAAACGGAGAGGGCCUGUCCUCUUCACGUCUCUCUCUCCACAAGCCAGGGGCGGCCUCCUCUGUCUCCAACCUCUACCAGAGACAAGAGUCCAAGGUCUCCGUCCUGCUCAACCAUCUCCUGCCCUCUUCUUCCUUCAACACUGGGCCCUUCGCAGGCCAAUCCUCCCUCACCACCCCUCAAAAUACCCCCACUCCCUCCCGUUCCCACGGCGCAGGCCCUGGCCCUCAAGGUAUACCCGAGGUGGUGGUAUCUCCCCCUGAGGAUGACGACCCUCCAAACUCUGCAGGAGAAGAGGCAGCAUCACCACAGCUCAGCCGGAGAACAUCCUCGGCAUCCCAGGGUCUUGAGCUGCUGCCCUUAGAAGGACCAAUGGUGUCUCCGAACUCUGUCCCAAACAACCUGGACGGCAACAAGGCGGUGGAAAGGAGGCCGUCCAAAGUAGGGGUCAGUAGAGAAAGCAGCAGUGUCGACUUAAGCAAGGUGGACAUGAAUUUCAUGAAAAAGAUACCUCCUGGUGCUGAAGCUUCCAACGUACUGGUGGGAGAAGUGGAUUUCCUGGAGAAGCCCAUAAUUGCCUUCGUAAGGCUGUCCCCUGCAGUCCUCAUCACAGGCCUCACGGAGGUGCCUGUGCCCACAAGGUUUCUUUUCCUGCUUCUGGGUCCUCAUGGCAAAGGACCACAAUACCAUGAGAUUGGGAGAUCGAUGGCAACAUUAAUGACAGAUGAGAUUUUCCACGAUGUGGCGUAUAAGGCAAAAGACCGAACAGAUCUCCUCUCAGGGAUAGAUGAGUUCCUCGAUCAAGUGACUGUCCUGCCUCCUGGAGAAUGGGACCCUACUAUCCGGAUUGAGCCCCCAAAGAAUGUCCCAUCUCAGUCGAAAAGGAAGAGACCAUCCCAGCCCAAUGGCACUGCGUCUCCAUCGGGCGAGCUGGAAAAGGAGGAGGACAAUCAUUCAGGGCCUGAGCUGCAGAGGACUGGAAGGAUAUUUGGAGGUCUGAUCUUGGACAUUAAGCGGAAACUGCCGUUUUACUGGAGCGACAUCAGGGACUCCUUAAGUCUGCAGUGUCUAGCCUCCAUCCUGUUUCUCUACUGCGCCUGCAUGUCCCCUGUCAUCACAUUUGGAGGACUUCUAGGAGAGGCAACAAAAAACAACAUAAGUGCCAUAGAGUCUCUGUUUGGGGCCUCACUGACAGGAGUGGCAUACUCCCUCUUCGCAGGCCAACCCCUCACUAUUCUAGGCAGCACAGGUCCUGUUUUAGUGUUUGAGAAGAUCCUUUUCAAGUUCUGCACUGACUAUGGACUAUCCUAUCUGUCCCUACGGACCAGCAUUGGUCUUUGGACUGCCUUCCUGUGUCUGGUCCUGGUGGCCACAGAUGCUAGCUCCCUGGUCUGCUACAUCACCCGAUUCACAGAGGAGGCCUUUGCUGCACUCAUCUGCAUUAUCUUCAUUUAUGAAGCGCUGGAGAAGCUCUUUCACCUGGGAGAACACUUCCCUGUCAACAUGAACAGCAACCUGGAAAACCUUACAUUUUACUCGUGCCAUUGCUCCCCACCAGCCAACACAUCAGAAAAGCUCAUACAGGAGUGGAACCAGACUGGAUACACCCCGGACACCAUCCCAUGGAGCAGCCUCAAUGUUUCGAUGUGUAAGAUUCUUAAAGGGGAGUUUGUGGGCGAGGGCUGCGGUCAUCAUGGACCUUACAUCCCAGAUGUUCUCUUCUGGUCCAUCAUCCUCUUCUUCACCACGUUCUUCCUGUCCUCCUUCCUUAAGCAGUUCAAGACACAGAGAUAUUUCCCCACCAAGGUGCGAUCCACUACGAGUGACUUCGCUGUCUUUAUAACCAUCAUGAUCAUGGUGGUGGUGGAUUAUCUCAUGGGGAUCCCCUCUCCUAAACUUGAUGUUCCUGACCGCUUUGAGCCAACUUCAAAGAACCGAGGCUGGCUGAUGGACCCGUUAGGAGAGAAUCCCUGGUGGACGCUGCUGGUGGCAGUGCUGCCUGCCUUGCUGUGCACCAUCCUCAUCUUUAUGGACCAACAGAUUACUGCUGUCAUCAUCAACCGCAAGGAGCAUAAGCUCAAGAAAGGCUGUGGCUAUCACCUGGACUUGCUGAUCGUGGCAGUGAUGCUGGGUGUGUGCUCGAUCAUGGGCCUGCCAUGGUUUGUGGCAGCAACUGUCCUAUCAAUCUCCCACGUUAACAGCCUGAAAGUGGAGUCUGGCUGCUCCGCGCCAGGAGAGCAGCCCAAGUUCCUGGGUAUCAGGGAGCAGCGGGUCACUGGAUUCAUGAUCUUUGUUCUCAUGGGUUGUUCUGUAUUUAUGACCUCAGUGCUUAAGUUUAUUCCUAUGCCAGUCCUGUAUGGAGUCUUUCUCUACAUGGGUGUCUCUUCCCUCAAAGGCAUUCAAUUCUUUGACAGGAUCAAGCUGUUCGGUAUGCCCGCCAAACACCAGCCGGACCUGAUCUACCUGCGCUACGUGCCACUGUGGAAGGUCCACAUCUUCACCCUGGUGCAGCUCACCUGUUUGGUGCUGCUCUGGGUCAUCAAGGCCUCUGCAGCAGCAGUUGUGUUUCCCAUGAUGGUUUUGGCGCUGGUCUUUAUCCGAAAGCUUCUGGACUUUUUCUUCACAAAGAGAGAGCUGAGCUGGCUUGAUGAUUUGAUUCCAGAGAGUAAGAAGAAGAAAGAAGAUGACAAGAAAAAGAAAGCUCGGGAAAAGCUGCAAAAAGAGUCCCGACUGCAGGAGGAAGACAUGGGACUGAAGGUCGGCUAUGAAGGCUCCGACCUGCUCAAAAUCCCAGUGAAAACACUCUCAGGAAGUUCUAAAUAUGACCCCUUGGUUGUAAAUAUCUCUGAUGAAAUGGCCAAAACAGCAGCGUGGAAAGCAGUGAACUCGAGUGCAGAGUCAUGUGUCCAACCUGAGAAACGUAGUGGAAGUCAGGAAAAGGUGGCUUGUGUUAGAGUUGAUGUCAGCCCAGAUACACCAGGAGGAAGUUCCACUGCCGAGGCCUUCCUGUGAUCAGAGGCCCUCAUCCCCUCCAGACACCUCCUCCCACACAACACUCUCUCCCGCUGACGGGUUCCAUCUUGAUGGUCCGAGGGGGCUGCUGUAGCGUGCCCUUCUUCAGAGCAGCAGGCGCGGCCCCCCAGGACGGUAAGUCCUACUCCAGACAAGUCUUGAGGUGUGCAGACGGCAGAUCUCUGAGGAAUGAAGGAAUUCUGCAGUUACUGCCCACCGACGCUCACUGUUUAGGAACUCCUGCAAACAUGUCACCAUUAAAACCACAGAUGCCAAAGGAACAGGCCUCACUGGUGGGGAUCUUGGAACAGAAUUUUUCUGUAUAUUUUAAUUUUAUUUUACUGUUUCUAGUAUUGUUCUAUGUUAUUCAUGCACCAUGUGUUUACCUGCACUGUUUAUUUGGUUUUACAUUAGAUAGAAACUCAUUAGAUGAAAGCCAUACAGGUACUGUUGCUGCCAGUGGAUUAUAUUUAAUAAUUGAUUUGGUACCGUUUUAUACACAAACCAAAACAAGGACACAUUCAGACAGUACUACACCACACUACUAAUUCAUACAUCUUUGUAGAACUGGAUCAUCUCUCUGGUGUGCGUGAGAGAACUCAGUAUUGAUAUUGCUGCUCAUAAGUUGUUCAGUUAUUUCACUGUAAACCUCACUGUUAAUAUUGUAUGUGAAGUUAUAGAAACGUCAGUAUGUAUGUUUGUAUUUAAGCUCUAAUAUUUUCAUAUGUAACAUAGUAGAAAACCUACAUAAGAGGCCAUAUGAAGUCUGUACUGUACAGGAAGCACUUUGCCAGUAUAGUUUCUUACCUAAAACAGAGUAUAGCGUAUUAAUGAUUUAAAAAAAAAAAAGGUUCCUCCUCUCACCGUAUCUCUAGAGCUGUAGUGCAAACAUCAGUUAAAGAACUCAGGAAUCUUGAACGAUUUCUGACUGUGGUCACUUGAUAUUUUUGUCACAAGGCGGCGAUAAUUAACUGCCCACCUCUCAUCGCUGGUGUCGCAACUGUUUUAAUAAAGUCUGUAAAUCAUAAACCAUAACAAAGGUGCAAAGUAAAAAAGAAUAUUCAUGAGAUAGUUGCACCUGUUUUUUAUACUGUCUGUAUUAUUGUUGGUGUUGAUGUGUCUGUGUGCAGUGUAGAGAUAAAUCUGGAUGUUUCGCGCUGCAAAUCAUUUUAUGCAAACUAUUUCUACAGUAAAUGUAAAAAAAAUAGAAUAUUCUAUGAAGUUGUUCUUAUUUUGCUACGUGCAGUCGUGUUUUUAGCAAUAAGUAUCCCAUACUGUGCAGAGUAUGGACUCAUGAAUGUGGCUACUGUUCAGGCAGAUAAUAACUAGUGAGAUGAUUUCUGUGCGUUUCAUCGGCUCUGUCUGUGUGUAGCUACAGUGACAAAUACGGACAUUAGCUUGCGUGCCUUGUCAAAGCUGGUUAUUUAUCUUGUGUUCAGAACGGAUGUACAGGUACACACAAGGUGGCACAUAAAUGCCAAAGACAGACUGUCAUUAUUGUACAAGAGUGAAGCAGUAAACGGCUCAUCAUAUUUGUUGUAGUGUUAAUUAGCAUCUGUGUGAAGGUGGUAGUCUGAGCCACUGACUUAAACAAUGUAAUUUAUCUUCCAUGCAAAUGUAACUCUAAAGUCAGUGUGUGUCUGUUUACUGUCACAGCUCUAGUAUAUGCUCACAUUUAAAGCUCUGUAAUCAAUAUUGAGGUACUGUUUUUCUAAUGAUCAGUGAAUGUCAAAUGAUUGUACCGUCAACAACAGAAAUGGAGUCAGUAACAUUCUGCCAAACAUCUGUUUUUACACAAAUUAUUAUUUCCCUAAACAUACUGUAUGGACUAUUUGAUAUACAAUGUGAGUCAUCUGAUCUGGUGAACAUCACAAUGAAGUGAACAUCCACCAGUCAUGUAAUUUCAUAAUAAUAGUGUUUAUUUUGAUGGAAAAUGCCCUAUUUUCACAUGACAUCAUUUUAAACAUGUUAGCUCUUAAGAGUGGAUGUCAACAACAUAGAGGGUGGAGAUUUGACCCUUUAUCACUCAGUACAAAUGUCUUUGUUGUGCUGUACAGACACAUAGCAUCAAUGAAGCACACAGCAUCCUUGAACAAUGACUUUUGUGUCAUGGCCGAUUUGUGCAAAGCAAUAAAAGUGAAUACAUGGUGA